GCACGACGUCGCGGUGACGUCACCGGGCGUCGCGACGACGACGCCGUCGUUGUCGUUGCCACUCGCCGCGGUACACGCGUAGGCAUCACCGCGACCUAUCGUUUUCUUCCUUUUCCUCAUUUUCUCUCCUCUCCUCUUGGUGAUCGUCGUGUAUACAUCGUCGCUUCGAAAAUCGAUUAUCGAUAGUCGCGUGAGAUCCGCUGCCGCAGCUUCGUCACGUACGUCCGGUAUCUCUGAGAGGAAACAUUUCGUUGGACGCCAGAUGCGCGACGGACGAAAUGCGUCGCGUUCCAGCGCGAGAUCUACGAACGGGAUCGUUAUCGAUGUCCGGAGCCGGCCAAUUGGACGACGCGAAUCGGUCGGGCGGGUAUAUUUUCGUGAUGAUGAACAUCGGUGAAGAGUUAUGCGCGAAUAUAACGCAGCCGGAGAUCAAACGGCGGACGCAAACAAAUUGGAAUGUUCUUGGCCGCAAGCGCGCGCGCGCGCGCGGACGCGCGGACUUUCGUCGACACUCUCGCGAGCAUCAAUCAUCAAUCAGCGUAUAUUGGCCUCAGGACGACGAAUUUACUGUGACGCGCGUGUCGACCGCACUCACGAGACCGAAAUUAAUGCAGUCCCGGGCGACGUAUUACGAACACUUUGCGCGAGCUCCCCAACACUGCGCGAUCUCCCCUGACACUGCGCGAUCAAUCAAGCCGCAAGUGGAAGAAUAAAUGUCCGAACGGUACUUAAGCAAGUGUAUUAUAUAGACUCACCUAAAUUAAACCGCCUACAUUGUAUUUCUCAAUGAACGAGCUUGAUGUGUCGCUGGGGGAGACAGAAAGAAAAUAAAAAUCGUCCAGUAAAAGAGUGAAAAAUCUUGAUAUUUAAUGCAUAAAACUUAAACGUAGGUAAUGCGAAGGCUUUUCGAUAAAUCCUACGCUUUUUUAUUAUCAAACAGAUAAUAUCUGAUAUCUAAGGUGAUAAUAAAAGAUAAUAUGUAAAUAAAAAUCUUUACAAAUUGUGCGUAUUUAAAAAGAAAAUAAAAAUAAAAAUAUUCCGCACGGUUCAUUUGUACCUCGAAUUGCCCUCGAACUGAUUCUUCUCUACCGUCUUUUCGUUAAGGCGAAUAAGAAAAAAAAAAGAAGAUCCAGCCCAGCUUGCGUUUUCAGCUUUAUUUAAAAGCGCGCGAAGGUCGUCCCGCGGCCUAUCGGGCGAUCGGCGCUCACCCUCUGCCAACUUUGUACGAAAUUAACCAUCCUCGGAUGCGUGAAAUAAGACGUGAACGUAAAAGACGAUCGACGCUUCCGAGAACCGAACGAGCCUCCUCUCACCCGCAGGCGGCCGGUUAUCAUCGCAGAACGCAUGCGUGAUAGAUCCAUCCUUCGGAUAAACCGCGCGCUCGCCGAGCCGACGCGCGCCUCCUUGUCGCGCGUCCGUUUACGCGUCAGUUUUCCAUUCCUCUUCUGGCCAGGAGGUCGCGCGAUAAGGCAAGAUCGGGAAAGUGUUCCGCGUGAAAACGUGAGAAGAAGCGCGUGUUUUCCGCGUGGGAUAAAGUUCCCGUUCUCCCGGGGAAAUCGGCGGGCUUGCCUCUCUCCGAUUGAUAUUUGUAAAUCAUCGCGAAGAUCCACCGACGUCCGUUUUUGCAAUUAUUAUUAUUACUUUUUUUUUUUACGAUUCGCUUCGCUGCCGUCCACACUCCGAUUUCCCAGACGACUGUGAUUCUUCUCCCGAGGAGAAUCUGUACGCGCGGAGGAGAGAAAAAGCCGUCCGUUCAUUCUCUCUGGUAUCGAUAUUUAUAGACGAUCGAAGGUAUCCUGAGGUGGUCGUCUGUCCUAUUUCCGCUGACGGAAUCAUAAAUAAUCGAGGAAUUAUCCCACAAGUUUACCGUUCUCCGCUUCCGCAUUGAAAAAUAUCUUUAAAAAUAUUUUAGGAAUCUUCGCCUCUCUCUCUCUCUCUCUCUCUCUUUCUUUAUCUCCAAUUUUCCGCUUGGAAUACGAUUUCGACAGAUCGCCUGGGGGAACUCUCGAGUAGAUCUGUACUCUCGGAUCUUUACAAAUAAUCAGGAAUAACGUGAAAUCGUUUUCGCUCUCGGAAUCGACCUUUGUAAAUAAGCCAGAGGUACGCGAAUCUCCUCAGAUACGAUUCCCGUAAGCGAUCCGGAGGAAACUUUCUGCGAAGUCAGCCUUUAUUGGAAGCAAUUUUUGGAGUGCUCGAAUCGGACGGGCUUUAACGUACGAGACACGGAGCUUCGCGUUACCGGCUCAGAACUCCGUUCAUGUCGCAGACCCCGAAGGAGAACGCCGACGCGAUGAAGGCCAACACGGCGGCGACGAAGAUCCAGGCCAACUUCCGCGGGUACCGCGUGCGCAAGCAGAUGAAGGAAGCCACGCAGCGCCGUCGUCAGCAGCAGCACCAGCAUCAGCAACAAAAUCAGCAGGACCACCAGUCGAACCAGCAGGAAUAUACGAAACCGAAGGAGCACCUGCUGAAGAGGCAAAGCACUCGCGAGGCGCUUGAGGAGAAGUCGGCGACGAAGAUCCAGGCGGGCAUUCGCGGCUUCCUGGUGCGGAAGAGGCAGCAGGCCGUCCAGGCCGCGGCGACGAGGAUCCAGGCUGGUUUCCGAGGCUUCAGGACGCGGAAAUUGUUGAAGCAGAACGGCCAGUAGCCCGUGCCAGCCGUUCGGUCCCUUCCUGGCGUGACAAACGACGUGGGACGUUGACGUGUGCAAGAGUAUUUUGCGGACUCUUUUUGUGGGAAAACCCUACGAUUGCAUCGGAAGCGUGGAAGAAACGACGAUUUCAAUUAAGUUAAUUACAUUGUUAAUUUACGCUGUUCGACGCAUGUGCGCGUUCGAGACACUCCGUGUAUCUUUGGACUGUAACUUCGUCAAUCACGUCGUGGAAAGCCAUCUCGGGAAUUAAUCAAAUGAUAAUUUGCGGAAUAUUGUUUUACGACAAUAUUUACCACUUCUUUUAUUUUCUUGUUUUGAUUUUUUCCAUCGUGGCUUUCGUAUGACGACAAUAAAUGGCGACAAGGAAGAAAGAAGCAAUAAUCAGAGACGUUAUGGCCAGAAUGAAAACGGUUAAUAUACAUACACGCGCGAUAGAGAUUAGUUAAAUAAUUAUAUAAAUCUCUAGAUAUACUCUCUUGUUAUAUUUCAUAUUAUUUUUUAUGUAAUUAAUAUAUUAGUGCGUUAAUUAUGAAUGCAAAUAGAACAAAUUAAUAUCGAAAAUAUUUCUAUAUCACAACUUUGGAUCUGUGCAAUUCUGUAGUUAAAUGAUAUUUGUGUAAUGAUUAGCGUGUAAAGAUGUACAUAUAAUAUAUACUUUUUGUCGUUGUAUUUGCGUAUUUCACAUUUGCACCACUUUGACUUUGUGAAUAAUAAAACUUUUAAUCUUUAUAACAA
This is a messenger RNA of Monomorium pharaonis (pharaoh ant), 3388 nucleotides long. RefSeq names its product transcription factor SPT20 homolog. Bases 2258 to 2647 code for a protein of 129 amino acids. The record is from RefSeq and is a predicted model, not a curated record. Gene Ontology annotation, molecular function: calmodulin binding. The transcript is spliced from 3 exons. NCBI's taxonomy places the organism in Eukaryota, Metazoa, Arthropoda, Insecta, Hymenoptera, Formicidae.